CUGAAACAUCCAUCAUCUCCCCAAAAAAAUCACAAUUGAUCUCAGCUCAUGUUUUUUGUUUUUGUUUUCCCCACUCUCGCAGAAAGUGUUUUACUGUUUUUCUACUCACUAAACUGCUUCAAAAGUUUCUCCACAUUAUUAUCAGAAAAAUGCCUGAAUCUGUAGCAGCAGAGCAUGAUUACAUAGUUUUGUCAGAGUUUCCAACCAUGGAAGCAACAUCAAUGUCUGACAAAACCAAAACCAGAGACAACAACAACAACAACGAUGACGAAGACGGUCUGAAUUUCUUCAAGGCCACCGAGUUGAGACUCGGUUUACCCGGUUCCGGGUCACCGGAGCGAGUCGACCCAAGAUUCUUGUCUCUCAAGAGCUCAUGUCCUGUGUCAGGGGCCAAAAGGGUAUUUUCCGACGCCAUUAAUGGGUCUAACAAAUGGGUCUUCUCUCCUGGAUCAAUUACUGAUGUCGGGUCGGUUACGGGUCCCGGUAGCUCAGCCGUGAAAGACGCUAAACCGGCCGUUUCAGUGAAGGAGAAGAAGAGCUCUGCAGUAGCUCCAGCUUCAAAGGCACAAGUGGUGGGUUGGCCACCAAUUAGAUCAUUCAGGAAGAACACAAUGGCUUCUUCUCAAUCUCAGAAACAAGGUGGUGAUAAUAAUAAUAACUCAGAGACUGAAGCAGAAGCUAAGUCUGGACCAGAGCCUUGCUUGUAUGUCAAAGUGAGCAUGGAAGGUGCCCCUUACUUGAGGAAAAUCGAUCUCAAGACUUACAAGAGCUACGUCGAACUCUCUUCUGCUCUUGAAAAGAUGUUCAGUUGCUUCACUAUUGGUCAGUUUGGCUCUCAUAAAGGGUGUGGCCGAGAUGGGUUAAACGAGAGUCGCUUGACCGAUCUCUUGCGUGGUUCUGAGUAUGUUGUCACCUAUGAAGAUAAAGAUAGUGACUGGAUGCUGGUUGGUGAUGUCCCUUGGGAAAUGUUUAUAUGCUCCUGCAAGAAGCUGAGAAUCAUGAAGAGCUCUGAGGCUAUUGGCCUAGCUCCAAGGGUGAUGGAGAAGUGCAGAAGCCGGAACUAGUAAAAUGCCCUUACGUGUGAUAGUAUAUGAUUUGGAAAAAGAGAUGUUUUUAAGAAAUGUAAUAGCCAUUUUGUUUUCAAGUAUUUUGGUGUGUUGGUGUGCUAAGAGUAAUGUUCGAUCUUUCUUUAAACAGCCUCUACUAAGCUCUAAGCUCUAAUAAGGCCUCUUCCUCUUACUCGUGUCUCUAAUCAAUCAAAAGGAUCAUAUGGGUUUGUGUAUGUGUGUUUGCCAAGGAAGACUUCAUAAUUCGUAUGUAUAAAAAGGUUGGUAGUGUGUAAACGGUUUUAUUUUUA
Eutrema salsugineum is the source of this 1357-nucleotide messenger RNA. RefSeq names its product auxin-responsive protein IAA27. Gene Ontology annotation, cellular component: nucleus. Gene Ontology annotation, molecular function: protein binding. The record is from RefSeq and is a predicted model, not a curated record. The transcript is spliced from 5 exons. NCBI's taxonomy places the organism in Eukaryota, Viridiplantae, Streptophyta, Magnoliopsida, Brassicales, Brassicaceae. The coding region runs from base 150 to 1064 and encodes 304 amino acids. Gene Ontology annotation, biological process: regulation of DNA-templated transcription.